Hansenula ciferrii is the source of this 1185-nucleotide messenger RNA. It is a transcript of the gene OLA1, whose product is annotated as Obg-like ATPase. Bases 1 to 1185 code for a protein of 394 amino acids. Gene Ontology annotation, molecular function: ATP hydrolysis activity; GTP binding; ATP binding. The record is from RefSeq and is a predicted model, not a curated record. The transcript has a single exon. Gene Ontology annotation, cellular component: cytoplasm. Lineage: Eukaryota; Fungi; Ascomycota; Saccharomycetes; Phaffomycetales; Wickerhamomycetaceae.
AUGCCUCCAAAGAAACAAGUUGAAGAAAAAAAAGUCCUUUUAGGUCGUCCAGGUAACAAUUUAAAAUCUGGUAUCGUUGGUUUAGCUAAUGUUGGUAAAUCAACUUUUUUCCAAGCUAUUACUAGAUGUCCUUUAGGUAACCCAGCUAAUUAUCCAUAUGCUACCAUUGAUCCAGAAGAAGCUAGAGUUAUUGUCCCAUCUCCAAGAUUAGAUAAAUUAAAUGAAAUUUAUAAACCAAAAUCUUUAGUUCCAGCUCAUAUUACUGUUUAUGAUAUUGCUGGUUUAACAAGAGGUUCAUCAACUGGUGAAGGUUUAGGUAAUUCUUUCUUGUCACAUAUCAGAGCCGUUGAUGCUAUUUAUCAAGUUGUUCGUUGUUUCGAUGAUGCUGAAAUUAUUCAUAUUGAAGGUGAUGUUAAUCCAUACCGUGAUUUAGAAAUUAUUUCAAAUGAAUUAAGAUUAAAAGAUAUUGAAUUUUGUGAAAAACAUUUAGAAGGUGUUCAUAAAAUUACUAAAAGAGGUGGUCAAUCUUUAGAAGUUAAACAAAAAAAGGAAGAAGGUGAAUUAGUUUUAAGAAUUAUAGAAUUAUUAAAAAAUGGUCAAAGAGUUGCUAAUCAAAAUUGGACUCCAAAAGAAGUUGAAGUUAUUAACACCAUGUUCUUAUUAACUGCUAAACCAUCAAUCUAUUUAAUCAACUUGUCUGAAAGAGAUUACAUCAGAAAGAAGAACAAACAUUUAUUAAUGAUUAAAGAAUGGGUUGAUAAAUACUCUCCAGGUGAUGUUAUUAUUCCAUUCUCUGUUUCAUUAGAAGAAAGAUUAUCACAAAUGGAAACUGAUGAAGAAAGAGCUGAAGAAGAAAAAAAAAUUGGUGCUACUUCAAUGUUACCAAAAAUUAUUACUACAAUGAGACAAAAAUUAGAUUUAAUUUCAUUCUUUACCGCUGGUGCUGAUGAAUGUCGUGAAUGGACUAUUAGAAAAGGUACUAAAGCUCCACAAGCUGCUGGUGUUAUUCAUAAUGAUUUAAUGAAUACCUUCAUUUUGGCUCAAGUUAACAAAUAUGAAGAUAUUAUUGAAUACAAAGAUGAAGUUGCUCUUAAAGCCGCUGGUAAAAUGUUACAAAAAGGUAAAGAUUAUGUUGUUGAAGAUGGUGAUGUUAUCUACUUCAGAGCCGGUGCUGGUAAAAACUAG